AUGGAUAAAGAUGGUAGGGGUGAAGAGAAUGUUGGUUUGAGAAAAGGGGUGGAAUUGGUAAGAGACGUUUCUGCUAAGCAUUUUGAUCUUUUAAGACCCUUUGCUCGGAGUAAUUCAAAAGGACAAGCAGUGGAUGCAAUGGUUCAUGGAAAGGGAAAGUAUGGCUUAAUUAGAGAUCCAGAGGACUUCCAGGCAGGAAUUUAUGAUAAGCCCCUCCCAUGUUUUGGAUGCGGAAUUGGAUGGUUCUCAUUUCUUUUUGGAUUUCUUUGCCCUCCUAUGUGGUUCUAUGCAACAAUUCUUUAUUUUGGCAAUUAUUAUCGGAAGGACCCUAGGGAACGGGCCGGGCUAGGAGCCUCUGCAAUUGCUGCAUUGGUGUGCUCUGUAGGGGUGCUGAUAAUUGCAGCAAUCCUUCUGUUAAAAAAAUCGCCGUCUCUCUAUUUAUAA
Molecule: messenger RNA, 444 nt
Organism: Lathyrus sativus (Indian pea)
Lineage: Eukaryota; Viridiplantae; Streptophyta; Magnoliopsida; Fabales; Fabaceae
Source: the annotation of a GenBank genome assembly